AUGGCGCCGGCACUCCAAGCUCUCCGGUACAGUGAGCACAAACCUCCGAUUUCGUUUCGAAGUUCCUUUUUCUCCCGCAAUUCCUGGAAGCUCCACUGCAACCAUUUGGCCGACCUCCUGGGUCCGGACGUCGAACCCAGCGGCUCACGCUCACAGAGUACAGCUCCAAUUACAGAGAAGGGAAAACUGAGGUCUUGGGUCGGUCCAAAUGGGCAGUACUACCGUGAGCUGCCCUGCCCCAGCUGUAGGGGUAGAGGUUACACUCCAUGCAAGGAGUGUGGAAUAGAUAGAUCAAGUUUGGACUGCCCUAUGUGCAAUGGCAAGGGGAUUCGAAUGUGUCUACAAUGUAGUGGAGAGUGCGUGAUAUGGCAGGAAUAUGUUGAUGAACAGCCAUGGGAGAAAGUUCGGUCCAGUUCUCCUUUGAAAGUAAAAGAAGAUGACGAAGUUGACAAGUUAGAGAUAAAUAUCAACAACCCCAAAAGAUCAAAGCGUACUUAUGCAUCACCUUCACCGGAAGUUGCCAUCAAGAUUAGCCGAUCUUUAAGAAGUCUAAAUGCUCAAACAGGAUUGUUUACUAAGCACAUGAAGCUUAUACACCAAGACCCCGAAUUGCGUGCUCAAAGAGUUGCUGCAAUCAAGAGAACAAAAGGUACUGCUGCUGCAAGAAAGCGUGCUUCUGAAAUUCAAAAGGCAUUCUUCAGUGAUCCUGAGAACCGGCUCAAGAGAAGCAUUUCCAUGAAAGCAAAUGUGGACAAGAAGGACAUAGAAGCUUUUAUUGCCCUACAGCGAGGAAAGGUUCAACCAGGCUGCAGUUCAGGUGCCGGUUGUGUGGCGGAGAAGGGCAUAAUAGUCGGACAUGUGGAAAACCAAAGUCCGAGAAAGAGCACCAACAACGUCCUCGGCACUGCAGCCGAUGCGGUGAAAUGGGACACAACCGGCGUAACUGCCCCACAUCCACCGAUGUGGGCAUUGGUGCUUCAGGCUAUGUGGUUAACAAAGUUAAUAGUUCUAACUCAGCUGUUUAUUCAUGUAGUCUCUGUUUAG
Molecule: messenger RNA, 1044 nt
Organism: Miscanthus lutarioriparius
Lineage: Eukaryota; Viridiplantae; Streptophyta; Magnoliopsida; Poales; Poaceae
Source: the annotation of a GenBank genome assembly